This is a messenger RNA of Carcharodon carcharias (great white shark), 3233 nucleotides long. Its product is annotated as lactosylceramide 4-alpha-galactosyltransferase-like. NCBI's taxonomy places the organism in Eukaryota, Metazoa, Chordata, Chondrichthyes, Lamniformes, Lamnidae. Gene Ontology annotation, biological process: protein O-linked glycosylation. The transcript has 4 exons. Gene Ontology annotation, molecular function: acetylglucosaminyltransferase activity. Bases 1104 to 2111 code for a protein of 335 amino acids. The record is from RefSeq and is a predicted model, not a curated record.
UUUAACCUUCAUUUAUUUAUUUGGUUCCAAUACACCAGUGACUGAGAUAAGAAAAAUAAGCAAAAUUAAUUUGUUAGGUUCUCAAAAUGCUGCACCGUGUGGGUAAGUGUGACUCACAGUUACCGUGACCGCAAUCAGGAGAAACAUAAACAACUUUAAAUUCAGUCUUUAAUCCUUAUUGCAGGAUUUUAAGCAGUAGCUGCACCGUCUACCCAUUGCUCAACUUGUUCAGUUGCAGGUUGCUCAGUAAGCAAUAAGCUUUAAACUGAGAAUUAUUAAGCACUUUUCACAGUGCUAACUGGACUGGCCAUCCGAUGCUUCUCGCUUGGUUCUGAAAAAUGCUACUACAGCUGUCUCUAUGUGAGUCAUCUGCUGUUGGGAGACAAUGAGUUACAGCAAAAUGCCUGGACACCUUUCGUGUAACUGUGAAAAGUGAAUAGAGUGAGGGACUUACUACUCGGAGAGAGGAUCAGAAUGAAACAGUCCACAGCACGAAUAGAGACACAAGUUAGCUUGAGAUAUACAAGGAAAAGAUAAAGAUUAAAGAGAGAAAACUCUUUGGGAAGCUUUCAGCCGGUUUCUGAAUAUAAGGGCCCUCAGUGGAAACCGAGUUGUGCAGUUUUUCCAGCUAUUUUUAUUUUUGUUUUGGAUUUCCUGCAUCCGCAGUUUUUUGCUUUUACCUUAGUGCAGCACCGACUUCAGACUUGCACACUGCAAUUGGUGUCACCCACAGGCCAGCUAUUUCAGCGAGUGGGUUAAUGGUGUCAAAGAGGAAACUGCAGUAACUAACGGCAGGGGGCUGUGUGGUGGAGAGAGGCUUAGUGACACCGCCCAGUGAAUGAGAAAGCCGAUGCCUCGUUUCUGACCACAGGCUGUUAGCAAAACUGGACUUUAUAUUGCUAACGGUGCAAGUACAUACUCGUGUAUCCCUAACGUCGGCAGCAACCAUGGGUUCCGCUGGUCACAAAGUGCUGGAAAAUGGAAACACGUGGUACAGUGGGAUCACCAAAACACGUGUAAUCAUCCCAGCACCCCAUGUACCAAAAGCCUAAUUGGACUUCCUCCAUCAGUGGACCUAAAUCACUGAAGAACGAUCUCCAAUUAUGAAAAACUGUUACCAAGCAUUAUUACUUGCCCUAGUGGUAAUAUUAUUCAUCUUCUACUAUAUGGUCUCCAACAAUAACAAUAAGUUGCCUAAACCUGCCUUUGCCAAAGACUUUUCAAACCGCUUAAUCAGUUUGAAAACUCCACACCCAUCCACAGAGCCCGGAAUUAUGUUUGUGCAGACCUCCGAUGAACUAAACCCUUCGCCAUUGGCUAAGUGUGCCGUCGAAUCAGCUGCUCGAAGAAACCCAAAUAAAACUGUUUAUUACUUCAUGAAAGGAUUCAAUGGGAACAUAUCAGCCUAUCAAAAGCCUGAAUUCAAUGCCAUCCCUCUGCUUUCUUCAAUCCCGAAUGUUAUCAUCUUGCCCUUGAAUCUUGAUGAAUUAUUCAGCAGCACUCGCUUGGCUGACUGGUAUAAAGAGGUAGAACCUGACGUGGAAAAAUACUGGAUUCAUGUGCUGUCCGAUGCCUGUCGUAUAGCGCUGCUGUGGAAGUAUGGAGGAAUCUACCUGGACACGGAUGUCAUUUCACUCAAGCCCUUGGAGUUCCAAAACUUCAUCUGUGCACAAUCAGAAAAUUAUGCUAAUGGUGCAGCUUUGGGAUUUACCCGCAGUCAUUCCUUUACAGAGAUGUGUUUAACGGAUUACGUUGAGAAUUAUGAUGGAGAAGCCUGGGGCCAUCAGGGUCCUGACCUGAUGACUCGAAUGUUGAAGAAAUGGUGUGAAACUGAUAAUCUCGAUAACUUCCUUAACAAAGAAUGCAAAGGGAUUUUGUACUUGUCCAGUAACUGGUUCUACCCAAUUCCGUACACCAACUGGGAAAAAUACUUUGAAAGAGAUAGAUGGAACGAGAAUAAUAUUGAAAAUGAAUUCUCAAAGACCAGUGGGGCACAUAUCUGGAAUUUUCUAAGUGGUCAUUAUGAAACUCAAAUCAAAGGAAGUCUGUCAUUAAUGGAAUACUUCUUCAGUAAAUACUGUCCGAGCACAUAUAAAUCUCUCCCAAAAUGAUGUCUGAUUUUUAUGUUGGUUUGCAUAUUUGCAUUGAAUGUCAAUUACUACAGAAUCACUGCUAACCAAACCAAUCAUGAUGGCUUAUACCUUUGGGCCCCCAUUGCCCUCAUCUCAUUAUUUCUUCACCUGUAUCUUUCUACUGCCUGUGCAAUUGCUGGCUAAUGGUAAGAAAUGGGAAAAGUGGUAUCCUGCCUCUUGUUUUACCUUCUACCCUCCCCCUGUCCCUCUCCUGCACAAACGUCACUGGCUGCACCAAGAUUGGUUGAUAGCUCAUUUUUUUUUUUGUUACUAGCCCCUUCCUGAGGUCCCUGUCUCCACUUUAAUCUAUGCAUCUUAAUUCAAAAUUGUUCAAUUCAGAUUACGUGUUGACUGUUUUUUUUAGCUCUAAUAUCAUGUGUUUUUGACAUUGCCUAAUUCAAAUGAUUGGAUAAUUCAUUUUCUCCAAUGCAAAAACUGGCAAGUGCAAAACCCGUUAUUGAGACUAGACUAUACACAGUACGAAGAAUGGCAGUGAGUUUAACAUUGGGAGGUGCCCCCUAAUCAACAUCACCUUCACACUGAGCCUGUAAUGUACUAAGAAGCACACAUUCUGGUUUAUGGUGCAACUACUACAAACUGUCUAGGCUGCCGUUUUUAUUCAUCAGUAACUUGCCGUAAGUAUUUGCAGUCCCUUGGUCAAAUAUCUCUUGAUAAAGUAGAACCAAAGCCUCUGAUAGCGUGGCUGUUAGUGCAAUAUUGUGUAUGACUAACCUCUAAUGUAUUGCUGUUUACUAUUGAAAGGUCCCUUAUGUGGAUAAGAUUACUUUUUUUUACAUGAAUAGAGUACAAUACACUCCUAAAUCUCUAGGAUAUUUAGUUAUGUCAUUGACAUUAUCUUUUGAGUGAAUCACUGCCUCUUGCCUUUACUGAGAUUGUAUUCGAUAUACACUGGAUGCAAAUAUUGAUUUUUAUAUUUGAUAAGUUUGAUUUUGACUAUUUUGUAUAUUACAGAUUUCUGUUUAAGAUCUUCAAUUUUCAGUGAAAUGAGGGAAAACUUUGCACUAUUGUUGCCUAUUUAUUAAUUGGAUGAUGAUUUUGAAUGAGUCUAUUUGCUCAAUUAAAUGGCCUUGCAGAUUCAAA